This is a messenger RNA of Nasonia vitripennis (jewel wasp), 2490 nucleotides long. It is a transcript of the gene DopEcR, whose product is annotated as G-protein coupled receptor 52. The record is from RefSeq and is a predicted model, not a curated record. Gene Ontology annotation, molecular function: G protein-coupled receptor activity; peptide binding. Lineage: Eukaryota; Metazoa; Arthropoda; Insecta; Hymenoptera; Pteromalidae. The transcript has 5 exons. Bases 807 to 1748 code for a protein of 313 amino acids. Gene Ontology annotation, biological process: G protein-coupled receptor signaling pathway. Gene Ontology annotation, cellular component: membrane.
GACACACAUCUCUCGUCGAACAAAGCAGCGGAGCGGCGGCGACAGCAGCGGUAGCAGAGGGUGCAAAAUUCGCUGGAGGAGGAGGGCGAGAGGGAGGCUGCUCCAGCGGGGAGGGGGUGAAACGCGAGCGAGGCAGGCGUCCCGAGUGGAGGCAGCGUCAGUAGUAAACCCCCCGCCCGAUCAGCCGGGACAGAGCAGCUGACCCUUUGGCUCGGCGGCGCGCAGCUCGCUCUCGCGUGCUCUCGAUCCUCGUAUUCCUCGGUACUCGCUGCGUAGCCCCGAGCCCUGUGCAGUGCGUCGUUUUCCUCUGUGACAGCUUGUGCGCCCGCCGCUGCUGCAGCCUUUACUGCGGCGUCGCUGCUGCGGAGCGGGGCUGCUUCGCGCCGAGGAGAGGAGACACCGACAGCCGCGAGCCAGGAGGAAGCUGGCGAGACUAAGGCUGCGGGGCCAGAAUGAGAGGAAAAAGCGAUGCGGAAAGACUGAUCCUCUUCCGCGACAGCAGCAGCAGCAUCCAGAGAAGCAGAAAACCAGCUCCCUGCCGCCGUGGCGCCGUAGCAGAGGUAUCAGCGGCAGCUGCUUCUCCUUCGUUGCUGCCUCGUAAAAGUCCGGGACUGCGGCAGUAAGGAAGGAAAAGGCGGAAAUAGGGUGCGAGGAUCAGAUACAGGAAAGAGGACAGGAAGGAAGGAAGGAAGGAAGGAAGGAAGGAAGAAAGAAGUGAAAGAGUUUGGAGUAAGGAGGGAGAGGCUGCGCGCGGCAACCUCAAAUAAGUUCGCUCGCGGGGGGAUGCAGCGCGAAGGGGCGGCGGCAUGGAGGAGCCCUCGCUGGAGGCUCUCAUGCAGGCGGGCUUCAUCUUCGUGGUCGGCGUCACCAUUAUCCUCUCGAAUCUCCUCAUCAUCGCAACCUACCUCAACUUUCGCGGUCCCAGUGAGGUGAUAAACUACUACUUGCUCUCGCUGGCAUCGGCGGAUCUACUCUGCGGUCUGCUGGUGGUGCCGCUCUCGGUGUAUCCGGCGCUGGUGCGAAGAUGGGUCUAUGGGGACAUCGUUUGCCGACUGGUCGGCUAUCUGGAGGUCACGCUCUGGGCCGUCUCCGUCUACACGUUCAUGUGGAUUUCUGUCGAUCGAUAUCUCGCCAUCAGGAAGCCACUGCGCUACGAGACGGUGCAAACGAAAACGCGUUGCCAAUGCUGGAUGGUGUUCACGUGGAUAAGCGUGGCGAUGAUGUGCUGCCCGCCGCUGCUCGGCUUCAACAAGCCGAUCUUCGACCGAGAGGCCUUCAUCUGCAUGCUCGACUGGGGCAACAUGGCCGCCUACACCAUAACCCUGUCGAUACUCGUGCUCGGCCCGUCGGUCAUCACGAUCGUCUACACCUACUUCUACAUCUUUCGCAUGAUGAGGAAGCUGAGGUCCGGCGUGCCGAUACACGACAAGGAAUACGCCACUGCCCUGUCCGAGAACCUGAGCAAUCCCAGUCACAUAAUGUCGUUCGUCCUGGUGAUGACCUUCUGGAUCUCGUGGACGCCCUACGCUGGCCUCAAGAUCUGGGCCUCGAUUAACGGACCUCCACAGGUGCCGUUCCUGAGCUUCGCCGUAGUGUGGUUCGGGGUGACGAACAGCUUCUGGAAGGCGGUGGUGCUCGGCACCCUCAGCCCGCAGUUCCGCCUGGCGGCGCGGGUCCUCUGCCUGACGCUCUGCUGCCGCCACAGGCGACUGCCGCCCGAGCUGCUCGGCCUCGACGACGACGACUAGGGCAGCGCAAGCGACGACUGCGGCGGCGCUCGCGGCUACAGCUACAGCAGCGCACACAGGCCGCUUUCGUCAUACAACCACUACCAGCACCAGCACCUACGUCAUCCACAGCUACUCAGGAUCGCGCCUCCGCCGUACGAGCAGCGGCCGCCCGCGGCGGACGACAGCGGCAACUACGCCGACGACGACGAUGACGACUACGAGGACGACGACGACGAUUUGUUACCGGUCUACACCAACUCUUGCGUCUCUCCGCAAUCUCCCUCGUAUAGGACCGCGGCGACCACUCGGUCUCGUGCCCAGACCGAGUCGAUCACCUCUUCUUACUCCUCCUUCGUCAGCGACUACGAAUCCCUGCGCUGAGAGGCGCCUGCGACGCGCCGACUCCGCGCACUCGAUCAUCGCGCUAGAUCUCACGCUGUUAGAUAAGUAUGGCGCUCCGACUGCAGCUCGCAUCGCUCGAUUUUUUCGCUCGCUUAUCGAGUCCGUAGCUACGCUCCCUCGCAUCCGAAACGAAUUUCUAAAACGAAUCAAAACUUUCUACUCGACCUCGUUACGCGCAUCCACUCGACACUGCAGCACAGCAGUUUUCACGUUAUUUACCCGCGAUUCCUCUUCUCUUCUUCCUCCUCCCUCAUAAGGCUUUUGUGCACUGUAUAACACACCCUAGUUCGCCAACCUCGCUGAAUUCAAACCGUUACCGCUCUCUAUAUAACAUACAAAUAUAUAUAUAUAUAUAUAU